Messenger RNA from Tricharina praecox, 1007 nucleotides. RefSeq lists its product as uncharacterized. Gene Ontology annotation, molecular function: oxidoreductase activity. Lineage: Eukaryota; Fungi; Ascomycota; Pezizomycetes; Pezizales; Pyronemataceae. The coding region runs from base 29 to 826 and encodes 265 amino acids. The record is from RefSeq and is a predicted model, not a curated record. The transcript has a single exon.
GGCGCGGGCGGCGCGGGCCAUCGCGCGCAUGAACUUCCUGCACCGCGCGCACCCCGAUAUCCGCGCCGAGGAUAUGCUCUACACGCUGCUGCUGUUUGCUACCCAGCCCAUAGAGUUUAUUAACCGCUGCGAGUGGCGCGGGGUUACGGAGCUGGAGGAAGCGGCGAGCUGGAGGUUCUGGUUUGAGGUUGGUAGGAGGAUGGGGAUUCCUGAGGAGACGAUUCCGGGGAGCUAUAAGGACAUGGUGGAAGCGUAUCACGCCUACGAGGAGCAACAUAUGUGUCCUGCCGAGAGUAAUGAGUUCGUGGGCAGGCAGACUGUCAAGCUGCUGCUGUAUUGGGUCCCCGGCGAGACGGCGAAGCGGACGGCUAGGCAGCUGGUGUAUGCCGUGUGCAAUCCAAGGCUGCGGAGGGGCAUGGGGUUUCCGGAGCCCGCGGCGUGGGCGGUGUGGUUGCUCCCCGCGCUCCUGGGCGCGAGACGGUUCUUCCUGAGGCAUUUGGCGCUCCCGAGGAGAGAUGCCAGCAGGCAGCGGAAUGUUUCCGACCGCCCAGCUGAGAAUGGCAGGUACUUCGUGCCGAAGUACGAUAACCAGCCGUGGUACGUCCCCGCAACGUUUGGCAAUCGAUGGGGGCUGUGGGGAGUCGUCUCGAGGAUCUUGGGACUGCCGGUUGCGGGAACGGAGGGAUAUGGCGAGGAUGGGUAUGAAAUCGGGACGGUGGGACCGACGGCGUUUAAGAAGGUGGGCGUGCAGACGGUUAGGAGGGAGGCGGAGGAGAUUAUGAAGAUGGGAAGUGGUGGUGUGGGUGCUGGCUGCCCGUUUGGUUGAGCUUCAGCCUUCAGCCUACUAUACUGCUGCUGCUUCAGCUCAUUGGUGAAUGCGUUAUUUGCCCUUUUGUUUGCUUUUUGUCUGUAUCAAUGCCCAAUGCAGUACCGUUGUCGUGUUUUCUUAUUCCGACGACGGUUCAUUGAUAAGCACCUUAGUUUUCAGUCAUGCAUUUGAUCAUUCG